Molecule: messenger RNA, 3069 nt
Organism: Lacerta agilis (Sand lizard)
Lineage: Eukaryota; Metazoa; Chordata; Lepidosauria; Squamata; Lacertidae
Product: cytosolic phospholipase A2 epsilon-like
Exons: 21
Coding region: 191-2611 (806 amino acids)
Biological process (GO): glycerophospholipid catabolic process
Cellular component (GO): cytosol
Molecular function (GO): calcium ion binding; calcium-dependent phospholipid binding
Source: RefSeq, a predicted model, not a curated record
AGGUCUGUAAAUAUCUUUCAGGAGACACUGCUACAUUCCAGAAGUACUCUUAAUAGCAUGUGGCAGGAAUCCAGUGGUUUCUACAAUGGGAUCGCCUGCUGUUUUCCCUCAGAUUCUAAAUAGGAAAACAAAAACCUCGGGAACUGUAGCUGUUCAGUGGAUGCACCAGAAUAUGUCCACAGGAUGCUGAAUGCAAGAGUACAGAAUCACCAUGCUAUCUGCUCACGUAAGAAUCAUACGGAUGUGGAAUGUCCAUCGAGAAGAUUAUUUAAGUGAAACAGAUUGUUAUGUGACCUUGUGGCUGCCUACGGCUUCAUGUGAGAAAGUUCGGACCAAAACAGUGGCAAAUUGCAAAGAUCCUGUAUGGAAUGAAACAUUCUACUUCAGGAUCCAGAGCCAAGUUAAGAAUGUUUUAGAAUUGACCGUAUGGGAUGAAGAUGUUAUUCGAGAUGAUGACAACCGUGUCAUUUUCUUUGACAUAGCUAAAGUCCCCUUUGGAGAAUCAAUUUUUAUGACAUUUGAAUUGAAUCCCCAGACACGUGAACAAUUGGAGGUUGAAUUUGCACUGGAGAAUAUAUGUGGUCCAGCUGAAACCAUCAUUACAAAUGGAACAAUAGUGUGUCGUGAACUUUGCUGUUUAGAGGUUCAGGCGGAUCGAAGGAAACGGAAGAAAAAAAAGAACGCAUAUUUCAGACAACAAGAUGUCAGAUGUACAUUGAAAGGAUCCUUUGAAGGAACUCAAAACAUUUCAAUAGGCUGUGUCUCCAACUUGCAUUUCACCGAUCCUUCCCUUUUCCACUAUGCCAGGUUUAAGCAAGCAGAACUGGAUGUUCUACUCCCAAAGAAGAGGUCACUUCCCACCUUUUGUUGUUGUUGCAACUCAUGUGGAGCUAAUGCUUACAGAAACAGGAACCUGACUCUGCCUCUGAAUGCACUUCCCACUGAUCAAGAUGUAAUCAAAGAAGACAAAGAAGUUAAUUUACACUUCAAAGCAAAGACCUGCACAUCGGGCUUAGAUGUUCGCUUGGGGUUUGAUCUCUGUCCAGAGGAACUGGAAUUCCUGCAGAAAAGGAAAAAGGUGGCUGCAGGUGCCUUUAAAAGGGCACUACAGCUUGAGGAAGAUCUGUGUGAAGAUGAGGUGCCAGUGGUGGCAAUUAUGACGACGGGAGGGGGGAUGAGAGCACUCACAGCGUUAUAUUCCCACCUGUUGACUCUCCAAAAGUAUGAUCUUUUGGACUGCGUUUCAUAUUUUACUGGCUUAUCUGGCACAACAUGGACAAUGGCACAUUUGUAUGAUGAUCCUAAUUGGUCACAUAAAAAUUUAGAAGAGCCACUUGUUGAAGUCCAAAAACAACUGGAAAAAAACAAGUUCCUUGCCAGUUUUUCCCCAGAACGUCUAGCAUACUAUACAAGGGAGCUGUGGCAGCGUUAUCAAGAAGGGCACCAUAUCUCUUUUACAGAUCUUUGGGGACUUAUCAUUGAGGCCAUGCUACACGAUACGGAAGAUCCGAAUAAACUCACAGAUCAGCAGCAGGCAUUGACUAAUGGCCAGAACCCUCUGCCUGUGUAUCUUUGUCUCAGUGUAAAGGAAAAACUAAGUAAUCGGGGAUUUAGAGAAUGGUUGGAGUUCACCCCAUAUGAAGUGGGAUUUCAAAAAUAUGGAGCCUACAUUCGUGCUGAACAUUUUGGCAGUGAAUUCUUUAUGGGUCAUUUGAUGAAGAAAAUCCCAGAAUCACGGAUCUGCUUCUUGGAAGGAAUCUGGAGUAGUGUAUUUGCUGUAAAUAUGAUGGAUGCCUGGUUUAUGGGUUUUAGUACAGAAGAUUUUUGGCAGAUGUGGACACGAAAUAGAAUAACUGAGCUCGAGGAUUGUCCUUGGUAUCCGUCAACAGAUAAACUCCCUACCCGUAUGCAGUAUCCUCCAGACAGCCUUGCCAAUGCUUUUCAAGAUGUUAUUAUGUGGCGACCAGCAGUUAAGGUGGUCCCUAAUUUUCUGAGAGGCUGCCCGAUGCACAACGAAUACCUAGAGAGCGAAUUUUCAAAGUGGAAAGACUGUGAUCUUGAUACCUUUCCGAAUCAGCUGACGGGCGCUGAAGAUUACCUGUAUCUGGUAGAUAAUGCAUUUGCCUUUGAAAGCAGCUACCCGCCACUCAUGAGGAAGGGGAGAAACGUGGAUCUCAUGAUACACUUAAAUUACAGCUCAGGAUCACAAAUAAUGCCUCUUGAAAAAGCUGCAGAGUAUUUCUCAGAACAAGGAGUCCCAUUCCCUCAAAUUAUACCAAAAGAAGAUGGUGAUUUGAAGGAAUGCUACUUGGUGGGAGAACAAGAAGACCCUGAAAUUCCAAUAGUGCUUCUUUUCCCCUUAGUGUGUGACACAUUCAAAGAGUAUAAAGCGCCUGGUGUGAAACGAAGCCCUGAGGAAAUGGCAGGUGGUGAAAUUGAUCUUACCAGUGCCUUUGGCCCAUAUAAUAUAAAUUCUUUGCGGUAUUCAGAAGAGGACUUCCAAAAGCUAGUAAACCUUUGUGAGUACAACCUCCAAAAUAACAUAGAUUUGAUUAUCAAAACUUUGCGUAUAGCUGUAGAACGGAAAAAGCAGCAGAAGAAGAAGAGUUAGCAAUUUCAAAAUCCAUGGCGAGCCUUCAAGCGGAAAGAGAGCCUCAAACCUUUGACAUUGUUCAGCACUAGGGAGUAAUCGGCAUUUCAUUCCAGAAGGAAAAACAAAUAACUCAAUCAAACAAAUAUUAAAGUCGCUGUUCAACCCCUUCAGGAGGGAAAUACUGAAUAUUAGAAAUUAUUAAUGAAUACUGCAAGUCAUUCUGCUUUAGUUCUUCAUAGACAGUUCUGUGGCCAUACAUUGCCUGUACGUUAUCAUCUUGGAAGCUACUUUUAAGUGCUCUGAACAAAUUAUUGUAGAAAUACACUGUAAAUCAAUUUCUUCUUUCUUACAGUGCUAUUUAUGCUCUACAUAUCACUCCCUUUCCCAAUGCAUUUGAGGUGUUUUAUGUAUUGUUUCAUGGUUUCUGUACAAAUUAUGUAACAACAAGUGUUUUGCAUAAAAUUGUUUUGCUGAAA